GCUUAUGAAUCUGCAGCGGACUUUUGGGUCUGCGUCUUCUUGGGAUCUGGAAAAUUGUAGUGAUUAUUAUGCCCAAUUAAUCUAUGACAACUCUUUCCCCCAUUAAACUUUUUUAAACGGCUUAUGAUUCAUACAGUUUAAAUUCGAAAUGUCAGUUAGGAGGUAUACUGAUCCUGUAUAUCUCCAGUUUGUGUGGAAUGCAAUUGAAGCAUGCUCAAGAGAUUCCAUCGAAUCUUCUUUUCACGAGUUGUUGUCCUUUAUUCAAAGAGAAUGUGAUUCUAGAUGCACUGCAGGAAAACUGCAAAACGAACUCUCAAACGCUAUAAGCGAUGGUUGUAUAGAAUGUAACCAACGCUGUUAUGUGAAACGCGAUCCAAUGCCCAAAGUGAAGGAUAAACAUGAUUGGUAUUGCUUUGAAUGUCACGGACCAGGUCAUGUUGUAUCUUGUCCAACUUGUUUCAGAGUAUACCACCCCGAUUGCUUGCCAGUUGCCUUAUCAUCACAACUGUCCUCUGUUAUACCGUGUGAAUCUGGUGGAUCCGAAGCCGAUUCAAAUAUGUCUAGUGGAUUCCCACCUACUAGCCCAUGUCCUGUUUGCCAGCGGUUGUCGCGAGCAUCUAAUAUAUCAAAUCCUAGCACCCCAUCGGAGUUACAUAAAAUCUUCCAGGUUGUCCUUGAUCGGAUCCGCAACAAAGUCAAUUGGAAAACAAUGCAGGUUGUUGGUUACUUAAACGAACCUUUACGAAAUAACUACCUCGUAUUACGGCAAAUUAAUACUCGUCUUAUAACCGAACGUAUGCGAGCAGAUCCAUCAUCUAAAGAUUGUUAUCCUAAUCGAACCUCCCUUCUGAUUGAUGUGGAUUUACUAAUUCACAACACCGCCAUUUUUUACGGUUCUAAAAACGAUAUGAGCAAUAUGGCUCGACAGAUACGAUCUCAGCUAGAACGAGAAUUGCGAGAAUCAUCUUUUUGCAUAGAUUGUUACUUGCGUCUUCACUCAGCAUCAGUAAAUAAAUUAACAGCACCUUGUCGGGUUGCUCAUCGUCUCCUUUGGUUCCAACACAAUGGGUGGUCCUUUCGCCCUUGCAAAAUGUUAUAUGAGAGUACGGAGGGCUACGAAGUAGUUUGCUUUGGUGGACGACAUGAGAGAGUUUUUGUUCCACUAGCGAGAGCAUUUGAUAUGAAUUUUACAGCAGAUGAACUUGGUUUACGAGAAACACCACCUUUGAAAAAAGCACUGAAUGAAGCUGAAGAGUACAAAACAAACCAAGCUAUUUUUGAUCAGCAAAUGAAGAAUUCUGAUCAUCUGCCAAACAAGAUGCUGGCUGAACCUAUCUCGAUAGAUUCCAUAAGAAACAAUUUAAUCAGUGAGUCUAUAUCUAAUGGAACAUUCCUGAAAAGUGCUACUUCUCCGCCUUUAAAAAAGAAAAGACCUGGUAGGCGUCCACUAUCUACUAGAUCUCACAAUGAAGAUUUCAACGUAUCGCCUGAAAUGCAGGUUUUCAAAUCUCGUAAAUCCACUGGAGCAAAUUCACCUGUGUGGUGUCCUGUGUCACAGCAUUCUACGUCUCGACGUGACUCACAUUGGUCAGAUAAUAUGAAGAAUGUUACUGAAGAUAACUUAACUUCCUUAUCGUCACUGAACAGUGACAGUGAUGGUCCGGAAACCAAGUGCCGCAUUUCAGAGCCUACUCCUGAGAAUCCAAGUGUAAAUAAAUCGUCUAUGAAACUAUCGAUACCUCUCCUACCUACUCCAACAAAAAGAAAGUCACAUAAAAGAAAGCGAUGCAACGAAGCACACUCAAGACCUAGUUUCUCCAACGGCAUAUCAGCUGUCCCUCCGAGCUGUGACUCUAGUUCAUCCGAGCUUUCAACAGCGUCUUUUGCGGCUAAAACACAACGGACUAUACGCAUUAAGCCGUUGCCUUUUAGAAGUGAAAACAACGACAUUCCUCUUUCUGUGAAGGAAACCAAUCAGUCUCUCCCUCGAUUGACCUGUGUUGACAGUCAUGUCGUGCGUACAGAACCUGUACACAGCAUGUCCUCCUCAUCCUCUGCUGCAUCUGGUCCUUCAUCGGACCGUACAACUGUUCCUGCCCUUGCCUCUUCUGGUGGCCAUACCCCUCCUGAUUCAUCAGCUUUUUCGGCCUCUUCAACAUAUUCUGAUUUUUCCAAGAAAUCACGUGGACGUCCGCCUAAGACUCAUAAAUCUACCAAGUCCUCUUUGCCUUCAGCGAGCGCCAAAUCUGCUACUGAAAAUUCUGAUGAUUGUUCUUCCACCCCGUUGCUGUUAUCUGCAAGAAAUACCUAUGAACCCCCAGCUAAUAACAAGCAUAGUCUUCUUACAAUACCGAUAAGUUCUCCUAUCCGUUCAGAUAGGCUAACCGUUGCAGAUGAAGAUAAACAACAUCCAGUGUGUUCUUUAUCACCGCCUUCAUCCUUAUCAGAUGCAGAGUCGGAUUUGUCUUCUCUUUCUUCUUCAUCUUCCACCGUGUCAUCAUCAUCUCAGUUGUCUUCUUCCUCGUUGUCUUCAACAUCCACACUUUCAUCUCCUGCUCUACGGUUAUCCUUCUCUACACUAAAACCAAAGAUAAAUGACGAACUGUCGACCGCUCGAGUCAAGCAAAAGUCGUCAAAAGACAUCUUAACACCUUUCCAAAGUCAGUUAACUCUCAAAACACGUGAUAAUAAGGAAGGGACAAAAGAAGCUGAUAGUAGUCAACACGUUCCCAAAUUAACUAAAUCAAUUAAGUCGUCUCGCCAUAACUUGGAAAUGAAGGGACAUUUCCGACCGUCUUCGCGAUCUACUGCUAUAAAUACUUUCAAAAAUACAGAUUUGAAUAAUGACUAUCAGGAUGAAGACGUCGGAUUCUGUAUGGUUUCUCCGGAAAAGAGUCUAAAACCUGAAAAGGUAAGUUGAUCCAAACUGGUUCUCUUUUGCCAUAUACUUUUUUGAUCUAAUCAAUAAUCUAGUGGGUUGAUCAUAUGUCUAAUAAUAAUAAUUUCUUAGCAUUUACUGGAUUUGUCGAAUGGUUUACAUGGUCCUAUCCAUAAAGCACUACGCAGUCUGUACAAACACUAGUUCUAAUUAACGGUGAGAUUGUUUAGCAAGUCAGUACAUGCCUGUGUUCUGAUCUUGUUACUGAAGGUCCCUUGCUUUUGAUGAAUUUCUAACUUGAGAUAGCGGUUAAUCGCUCACAACAAUUCUUGUAUCAUUUAAUAUGACAAAAAUAAUUCACCAAGACUACCAAUUAAAAAGUUAAAUAAAUGACUGUCUCUAAAGUAAUAUUUUCUUUUAAGUUUCAAUUGUAAACGUUUACAUUCUGAUUUGAAUUUAUAUUGUGACUUUGAAACUUGUCAAAGAUCCUCACAUAGACUACCUAAUCAGUUGGUUCGUCGAAAGUGUAGCUUCGUUUAAAAUAUGCCUAAAUAAGAAUGUCCAAUUCGUUUUAAACUACUUACGUUUGGUUAACCGACACAUUGCUGUUGAUUUCUAAAGAGUUCCAUGUAUAUCGUAAUGAACUUUCCAAGGAUCUUUACAACAUACAUGUUAGAAAAUGAUAAUAAUCACAUUUAUUUUUUUCGUUUUUGUUUAUAAGAAGUUCUUUCUAGUUUUAACUACCUUAUUGCUAUCGUAGCCUUUUACUAAACUGUAAAAUACCUGUGUAUGUAUGAAGUCUCGGUGUUCGCGUUUCUGAUCUGAAUGGCAUUCAAUCCUUUCUGAACAGUUUAUUUCGUAGCUAUUGGUUUUAUUAUCUGAUUGGUAAAUCUAAUAAAUACAAACGCUGGAACUUUUCGCCAUUCUUAGUCAAGUUAACUAAACCUACAUGUACGUUACUUUCAAGCUUCUUUAGAGAUGAGGAAAAUGUCAGUCUUUGGAAGUUUGGCUAGUAAGAAAUCAAGUUAUAGGUCGAAGUAACAAUAGUGUUCGUAUGGUAUGUAAAUCAGUGUUUUUGCAGCUAAACUGUUUAUCCGUUUCCUUUUUUAGGUAACCGGAAUUCUGCGCAUUCCUGGCGAUGGUAGUAAUUCUGUUGACAAUAAAUCUCUGGGUUCUUCGGCACCCAACUCAUCCGUCAAAAAUUUCGCUUUUGAUAGCCCCAAUACCAAACUCAGUUCUAAAACCGUUCAUCCUUCUGGCUGGUCUAGUGGGACGAAAAUAUUGUCUACAUUUAAUGAUCAGCCAUCUGCAGCGCCUCAGCUUACUCAUCCAACUGGAGCAAAUGUCUCCACCGGUCCAACUCCUCCUUCGAACUCUUCAGCAUCUUCUUCAUGUUACUCUUCAGUGUCACCAGCUGCUCUUUCGUCUACGUCUGGUUUAGGUUCUAGUUUAAGUGAUCCGAAAUCAGUAGACGCAUCACCUGGUGAAGUAGCGACUAUGCUAGGGAAUGCACCUUUUUCUUGCUCAUCAGGCAAUGGCAGUGGACUGGUUGCUCAUUUGCAGUCUGAUAGCAAUAUGAUAAAAACUGAGGAACGAAUUCAUCGGAUAUAUGCUGAUCGACUUAUUGCCUUGACAACUGAGAGAGAUCAAGCUCGGGAGGAAGUUCAUCGACGCGACAUUUUAAUCUCUGAACUUCGUCGUGCACAUGAAGCUGAGAUUAAACGAGUUAAACAACGAACAUGGUGUCAAGUGUGUUUAAAUGAGGCAUUCUACCACUGUUGUCCCGGGACGGCAUACUGUUCUGAAACAUGCCAGUUUGAACACUGGACAGCUCAGCAUAAUCGCGAUUGCCGUCGUCGAACAGAGUCACAACAGCAACAACAAAUUCGUAGCUAGCAUAUUAUAGACCAAGUAUAUAUAUAUAUAUAUAUAUAUAUAUAUAUAUAUAUAUAUAUAUAUACUCUUCAACUCAGUUUCAUUCCCUUCAACCCCAUUUCUAGUCGUUCUCAACUUACUUUUAAGAAUUAAGUUUUUUAAAGUUUGGCAGCCGUAUUAGGGAUGGAAGAAUCAAUUUUAUCCUAUUGUUAUUAUUAUUAUUAUUAUUCGCGUCAGAGUCUCUUGGACUGUUGAGCGCCGCUCAAUCACAUCGUUUUCGCUACAUAGUAUGUUUGAUAGUGUAUAGUCUUUCUUUAUCUCAUGAUGGCAUUGUGAUAAUAACGCGUUCUUGGUAUUUUAUCGUUAUUGUAAGUAGAACUAAUGAUACUAAAACUAGUAAUCAUGAGCUUUAUCAUAACUAUUCUUUCUUGACAGACCUAGGAUUACACUAAACCCAGGAGCCAAUAAAUUUAUUUCAUUACUGAUACUUCUAGAUAGAUUUAAUAUUUCUUUCUUAAACUGAUCAUUUGCAGAUUGGUGAAUUUUCCUUAGUUCACUGCAAUUAUUAACUUCGUUUAUGAUAUUAGUGCUGUGAAGCGCAAGUAACAAUGUAUCCUGUAUCUCACUCCUUCAAUCCUCUUGUCUGAUAUUUGUGCUUUGUUGCGCUCAUUUAAGUAUAUUUGUUUUGUUGUUACUUUAACAUUCUUCAGUGUGUUCGAUAGUCCACACGCACAAAUACACAAUCGUAUAUGUAUGCAUAGAUAUACACAUGUAAAUCAAUCCCCUGUUUUUGUUUAUUUUUCUAUAUCUUUUCAUUUUUGUCUGUGAUUCAUACUAUCUGAUCUUUGUUUCUCCUGUCUUAUGUUUCCCCUUUCAUACUACUUCGUUAAAAAUUAAUCUAUUGUAUAUGUACAUACGUCUCACUUAAUGUUGUUUUGCAACAAAUCCAAGAUGCUUAUUAAAUUAGCAAUUUAAUAGUUGUAGUUAUGUAUUAGUUACGAUAACUCAUAUAGAUCUAAGCUCUCGUCUUCUGCUUGCUUCUAAAAAUCUCUCAUUUUUGCGUAAUAUUUUAAAACAGUGUAUUAGUAUUUUUCAAAUGAUUAUUAUUCUGUCCUAAGAAUCCUUUUUCUUUUGUUGCAGUAUAUUCCUACAUUGCUUGUCUUGUUAAAAAUUGCUAUUGAUAGGAGGUCGGAAUUUUUACGUAUCUAUAAACGGGAACGCACACUCACAGUUCGUUCAUCCAUAUGCAUAUGGAUAAGGAUGUAGUGGCAGAAAAAUUUAAUAAGAUAUAUAUAUAUAUAUAUAUAUAUAUAUAUAU
Messenger RNA from Schistosoma curassoni, 6071 nucleotides. Lineage: Eukaryota; Metazoa; Platyhelminthes; Trematoda; Strigeidida; Schistosomatidae. The record is from the annotation of a GenBank genome assembly.